Molecule: messenger RNA, 1793 nt
Organism: Thlaspi arvense
Lineage: Eukaryota; Viridiplantae; Streptophyta; Magnoliopsida; Brassicales; Brassicaceae
Source: the annotation of a GenBank genome assembly
UGAAGAGCAAAUCAAGCUUGUUAUAUAAACAUGAUUACAACAACAAAGGAGACGCCUUUUUGUUAAUUGACCACACAAAAAAAAAGGAGAUGCCUUUAGUCAUUUACCCGCCAAAACUCGUUCGCUUAAGCAAUUCCUCAUGAUGAGAUUCUCAAAAACUGGCCAUGGAUACUUCCAUCGGAUCAUUGUGUACCCAAGACCACCCAAAGCUAUUGCGUAUAUCCACAAUCUGGCUAAAACCCAAAACCCGGAGCUCGCUAGAUUAGGUUGCGUUGAUCCUCCAAGCUCGCAUCCAUGGCCCGAGUGGGUGGAUUUGAUGGGGAUGCUGGUGAAGAAAGGUUACUUCGGAGAAGGCGUGAAUAUGAGUUCCAAAGAAUCGAAUCAGAUUCGUACUGCCUGCCUCAAUUUUGCCCGCCAUCGUUUCACUCUCGUAAGAUACUUGUCGAAGAAAGACAUCAAAGUGAUUGCUGGGUGUGGAUGUCCUAGCACUGACAGGAAGGUCGUGAACUCAGGAAAGCGUCUAAGAGCUUAUGUCGGCAUUGAUGAAGGAAAUGUGUGUGGCUCUUGCAACUUGAGAGGGAAAUGCGAGAGGGCGUAUGCGCAAGCGCGAGAAGAGGAAGGUGCUCGAACGAUAGAUGUCAUGCGCAUACUGCUAACGUACGGGCUUGAUACUGUGGAGAACCGUGCUUGUCGAACCAAAUCUGUUGAAGACGCUGUGAGGAAUCUGCUGAGAGAAAGCGUUGAGUAUAGCUUGAAAGAUGUUGAGUCUGCUGAGACUGAGACAGCUCGAGAUGAAAGUGAUGAGAGAGACCCACAAAAAAGGCCAGGAGAUUGGCACUGUACAGAAUGCAAGUUCUUAAAUUUUGCGAGAAACAUAAGAUGCUUGCGGUGUGAUGUCUUCUCUGAGGAAAGGCUGAAACAGUUGAAGGAAGAACAGAGAGAUCAUCUCCCACUGAAGAAAGGAGAUUGGAUAUGCCAAACGUGCAACUUCCUGAACUUUGCGAAAAAUACGAUAUGCUUAAGGUGCAAAGAUAAGCCUUCUAUGCGUCAGAUUAAUCCGGGAGAGUGGGAAUGCGAGUCGUGCAAUUACAUCAACUUUAGAAGAAACUCGAUAUGUUUGAAGUGUGAUCACAAGAGACAAAAGUCUCCAAACGUACCGCCGGAUUCACAGACUGUUGGUGAUCGUCACAGCCGAGUUUCAAAGACGUGGAGUUUUGUGGAAGAAGAGAGCGGAAAACGAUGCAGUGGAGAAGACGAAGAAGAAGAGGAAGAAGAAGAAGAUGGGUUCAUGAGAUUUCCAGUGGAAGGAGGGAGAAGUAGUGUUUCAAGGAGUGCAGAAAAGAGAGAGCAAUGGAAGUUGGAGAUGGCAGAGAGGAUGAGAAGCAAUGGGACUGAGAAGAAAAAAGACGAUGAUGAGAAGGAGGACGAAGCAGAGUCAAGAAGACGCUAUGAUCGGAGAAAGAUUGAGCUUCUUGGUAACAGUAGUGAUGAUGAUGGAGAGAUGGAUGAUUGGUUUGUUUCAAAAUAAAGAUUAUAUCAUAUGUUUGGUUCUACUGUUUUUUUUUAUGUGCGUCUUUGGCUGGUUUUGGACAAUUUUGUGGUGAGAACCUGAAACGUUGGACGCAAAAGCUAAGCACUGCGCGUUUGCGUUUGCGUUUGAUAAUUGUAGUAGUGGCACUACUAACAAAAGAAAAUUGGAUUAGAGAAAUGCUUAUUAUUGCUACACUUUCAUUUUUGUCAACUACUAUUAGUUCUACACUUUCAUAUAUAUAUUUUAAUUAUUAGUAUACUAA